Molecule: messenger RNA, 888 nt
Organism: Aspergillus homomorphus CBS 101889
Lineage: Eukaryota; Fungi; Ascomycota; Eurotiomycetes; Eurotiales; Aspergillaceae
Product: cell division control protein 14
Exons: 2
Coding region: 1-888 (295 amino acids)
Source: RefSeq, a predicted model, not a curated record
AUGGAGGCAUUGCUGGCGCAUUCGUUUGACUAUCUCUCUUCAUACGAGCCAAGCAAGGUCCGGAAAGGACUGCGACAGGUUGAAGGGCUCCUCGCACAGAUAUGUUUGUCCAAGUCGAAACGACCGGCGUCUGACAAACGGCGGUCCCUCCUGUCCUUUGGAGCUCCGCAACCCGUGCCCAAGUCCUUGUCCGAACUCAGGGAUGACCCGGCCUUCAGGGAAUUUUUCAAGCUUCAAGAAGGCUUCCAAUGGAACGUUGCAUUGCGCCUGGUAACAUGUCUGGAGCAUCUGCUUGGGCGGGGCAGCAAUGGCACCAAUGACGCUCUCAUCGUUACCACGCUUGACCUCAUACAAGGCGUGCUGCUGCUGCACCCACCGUCGCGCACCUUAUUCGCGCGCGAAAUAUACAUGAACUUGCUCCUGGACUUGCUCGACCCCAUCAAUUGCCCAGCCAUCCAAUCAGCGACUCUUCUCACCUUGGUCACGGCCCUUCUUGACCACCCAGCCAACACGCGCACCUUCGAGGAACUGGACGGACUACUUACCGUGACCUCGUUGUUCAAGCAGCGCGCAACGUCGCGCGAAGUGAAACUGAAGCUUGUGGAAUUUCUGUACUUCUAUCUGAUGCCAGAAACGCCAAUGAUCCCAGCAAGCCACUCUGCACCCAACACAGCCGUCAUGGGUCAUCAGCGCAGCCCCAGCAAGCUUGGCGCAGCACAGGUGUCGAGGAGUGUUAAUGUUCCGGGGCCGUACGGCGGCGGGAAAGCGCAUCGCGACACGCGCACCACCGACGAAAAGCAAGCAUUAUUAGGACGACAUUUGAACAAUGUGGAGGAUCUGGUGGAAGAUCUGAAGGAGACCGCGCCCUUCGGCGCAACCGUCUAUUAA